This is a messenger RNA of Rubroshorea leprosula, 4611 nucleotides long. The record is from the annotation of a GenBank genome assembly. NCBI's taxonomy places the organism in Eukaryota, Viridiplantae, Streptophyta, Magnoliopsida, Malvales, Dipterocarpaceae.
AUACCGAAAGCCCGACCCGGUCAAAAUGGGCGGCUCACCAGCUCCCCCCUUCUCUUCCAUGGCCUCCCUUCGCUUCAAACAACACCGACUAAAAUAUUGAAACAAAAAGGAAAUCAACUCUGACUGAUUACGAUUAAUUUGACAUUUGAUUCUAUCAAAUUUCAUUUUAAUCUUAAAAAAAUGAAACUUUAUACAGACAAACAUUUCUUCCAAGUUUCCUUUGGUCUAUGUUGCAGGCGUUGUUCUUCCACGACAUUCGAAUACGUUUUUACCUUUCUUCGGAGUCAUUCUUGCUUCAUCUUUUUAUGUUUUUAUUCUUCGAUGGGUGUUUAACAGACCCAUUUGGGAUAUUAUGAAUUCAGCGGAAAAAAGGAAGGAUAUGAGGAGGGUAGGCGGUGAAGCUGCCGGUUCAUGGCGUUUUGCGUUGUUGGUGUUCAUAAUCCUGAUUUCAGGCACCGUCGUCGCCGGAGAUUCGCUGGACACGGACAGAGAGUCGCUGUUCAGUCUGAAAUUAUCCCUCGAAAAGCAGAACCCAGUGAAUCGAGGGAGAUACUCGGAAUGGAAUCGAACUACUUCCAAUCCAUGCUACUGGUACGGAAUCUCGUGCUCGGAAAAUGGGACUAGGGUCAUCGGAGUACGCCUCUCGGAAAGCAAUAUCUCCGGUGAAAUGUUCAAAAGUUUCUCGUCUUUGUCUCAGCUUCAGUACCUCGACCUCUCAAAGAACACAAUAAAUGGAGCAAUUCCUGAUGACUUGAACGGAUGCCACAACCUCGUGUACCUCAACCUGUCUCAUAAUCUCCUUGUAGGAGAGCUGAAUUUGUCCGGAUUGACUAAACUGGAGACCCUCGAUCUAUCCACGAAUAGAAUUGACGGCGAGAUUCAGUUCACUUUUCCUGCAAUUUGUGACAGGCUUGUUGUAGCCAAUCUUUCUGAAAAUAAUUUCACAGGUAGGAUUGAUAAUUGCUUUGACGGGUGCCAGAAUCUGCAAUAUCUGGACUUGAGCUUCAAUCAUUUUGUUGGUGGAUUGUGGACUAGAUUUGGAAGGCUUGUGGAAUUUUCUGUUUCUCAGAAUAAUCUUACUGGUUCAAUUUCUGAAUCAACUUUGUGGGAAAAUUGCAGUCUGCAAGUUUUGGACUUGUCAGAAAACAAUUUCAGUGGUGGGAUUUCAGGGAACAUAUCAAAUUGCAAGAAUUUGGUUGUCUUAAAUUUGUGGGGAAACAAUUUUACAGGGCUGAUUCCAGCAGAAAUAGGGUCCAUUUCCACCCUUGAAGGGCUGUUCUUGGGGAGCAACAAUUUUAAUAAGGUGAUCCCAGAAACCCUUGUGAAUCUGCAUAAUUUGGCCUUUCUGGACUUGAGCAAGAAUGAAUUUGGAGGGGACAUACAAGCGAUUUUUGGGAGAUUCACGCAAGUCAAGUUUCUUGUAUUGCAUGGAAAUUUAUACACGGGAGGGAUAAAUUCUUCGGGUAUCCUUAAACUACCAAAUGUUUCAAGGUUAGACCUGAGCUAUAAUAAUUUCUCUGGUCCUUUACCUGUUGAAAUCUCUCAAAUGCCCAGUUUGAAGCUCUUGAUCCUGGCCUAUAAUCAAUUUGGUGGCUCAAUACCACUGGAGUAUGGAAACAUGAGGCAACUUCAAGCCCUUGAUCUCUCCUUCAACAGGCUAACUGGAUCAAUUCCACCCAGCUUUGGAAGAUUGAGCUCUCUCUUAUGGUUGAUGCUCGCAAACAAUUCACUUACUGGAGAAAUUCCACCUGAGAUUGGAAAUUGCAGUAGCUUACUAUGGGUGAAUCUCGCUUACAACCAACUUUCUGGGGGAAUACCUCCUCAGCUGACAAAUAUUGGGAAAAAUGCUGCUUCAACAUUUUUAUUAAAUCAGAAAAAUAAUGACAGGAUAAUUGCUGGCUCUGGGGAAUGCCUGGCGAUGAGAAGAUGGAUACCAGCAGACUACCCACCUUUCAGCUUUGCAUAUACAAUUCUCACAAGGAAGAGUUGCAGAAGCAUAUGGGAUCGUCUACUUAAAGGGGUAGGGGUUGGCCUUUUCCCAGUUUGUGCUGCAGGUUCUGUGGUUAGGACAUAUCAAAUCUCAGGUUAUCUCCAAUUAUGUGGGAAUAAGUUUUCUGGGGUGCUCCCUUCAGAUAUUGGUAAGAUGCAGAACUUCAGUAUGUUGCAUUUGGGUUUCAAUGACUUCUAUGGACAGCUGCCUGCACAGAUUGGACAGUUGUCACUUGUUGUGCUAAACAUUUCCAGCAAUUAUUUUUCCGGCCAAAUUCCAGCGGAAAUUGCCAAUAUCAAAUGUCUACAGAAUCUUGACAUGUCAUACAACAACUUUUCAGGCUCAUUUCCAGAAAGCUUGGGCAGACUAAACGAUCUCAGCAAGUUCAACAUCUCAUACAAUCCAUUCAUAUCAGGCAUAAUUCCAAAAACUGGGCAGUUUUUAACAUUUGAGAAAGAUUCCUACCUGGGAGAUCCUUUAUUGCGACUUCCGGAGUUUAUAGACAAGACGACAAAUAAUGCUUCAGAUGGAGAACCUCAUAGGAAGCAGAGGUCUAGGAAGCUUGUCCUGUUAUUGGUGUUCUUGUUUCUUACAGUGGUCUUCGUAAUAUUUGGUGUAUCGUCACUCAUAGUCUGCAUAUUGGUGAAAACCCCAGAAGGUCCAGAAGGAUAUCUUGUGGGGGACUUUAAGUAUAGGCGUGAUCUUGCAUCCAGCUCUAGCGGAUCGUCACCCUGGCUAUCAGAUACAGUUAAGAUCAUCCGUUUAGACAAAACAGCUUUUACCCAUGCUGAUAUUUUGAAGGCUACAGGUAACUUCUCUGAGAAUCGAGUAAUCGGAAAGGGAGGAUUUGGAACAGUGUACAAAGGAGUAUUGCCUGACGGAAGAGAAGUUGCAGUGAAGAAGCUACAACGACAAGGAACUGAUGGUGAAAAGGAAUUCCAGGCUGAGAUGGAGGUUCUAAGUGGAAAUGGCUUUGGUUGGCCUCAUCCAAACCUUGUGACACUCUAUGGAUGGUGCUUUGAUGGCUUGGACAAAAUAUUGGUCUAUGAGUACAUGCAAGGAGGGAGCUUGGAGGAUCUUGUGACAGACAGAACGAAGCUAACAUGGAGAAGAAGAAUUGAAGUAGCAAUUGAUGUUGCAAAUGCUUUAGUCUUUCUACAUCAUGAAUGCUACCCUUCCAUUGUUCACAGGGAUGUCAAGGCAAGCAAUGUCCUUCUGGAUAAAGAUGGACGGGCAAGAGUCACAGAUUUUGGCCUUGCAAGGGUUGUCGAUGCUGGAGAUAGCCAUGUGAGCACAAUGGUAGCUGGAACAGUUGGCUAUGUAGCACCCGAAUACGGGCAAACAUGGCAAGCUACUACAAGGGGUGAUGUGUACAGUUAUGGAGUUUUGGCAAUGGAAUUGGCAACAGGGCGACGUACUCUGGAUGGAGGGGAAGAAUGCUUGGUGGAAUGGGCAAGACGAGUGAUGGGAAAUGGGAGACAAGAUGGAUCAGGUAGAGCUGUGAUAUCGGUUCUACUUUUAGGGUCUGGGCAGACUGAGGGAGCAGAGGAGUUAUGUGAACUGCUCCAGAUUGGGGUGCGGUGCACGGUAGAGGCACCACAUUCUAGGCCAAACAUGAAAGAGGUGCUAGCAAUGCUGUUCAAGAUCACUUGCAGAAGGGAAGAUUUCAGCUAUGGUGUCCUCUGAAGGAGGGUUGAAUUGAAUUCAGAAAAUGUCGAUAUGUUUACAGUAUUAGAUAGUUUCCACGCUUACAUGUCUAAUAACAUAAGGUUUUUACUGCCAUGAUUCUUCGUGUACACAGAAUCUUGACUAUUCGCAAUAUUGAGGCUGAAUUUUACCCAAUUUAUUCAAGCUCAUAGAAAUCUCUCUAAUCUUUUUGUAUUUAUCUUUCGUCUGUUCUUGCAUCUUACACUCCAGAGAAGAAAAAAAAAUUGUUCUUGCAGUGUCUGGGUCACAUUUUCUUGCUAAAAAUUCUGAGUUUUAGGAUUAAGACAUCAUUUUUUUUUUGUCUUGUACUGUUUAUCACAAAUUUAUUUUAAUCAGAGGUACAGCCUUCGGCCUAUACAAUUUUGUCGUUUGUUAGUGAAGAGAAUUACGGUAUCCCCAAUUCCCCACAAUGUGUCUUUCUCCUAGUCCUUGACAGAAACCAAAAAAAUGAAAAAAAACAUUGUGAUUGAUGAGCAAGAACACUGAUUCCUCUCUCAAAUUCAUCAGUGAUUCUCAUCCGGGUUUGUUUCUUUCUUCUGCUUUUUUCUUCCUUUUUUAUUUGUUUUAUGAAUGAUUGUUCUCUUCCCUUUUUUUGGGUUCUAACCCUUUUGCUGCUGUUGAAUCUUUCAUAACUGGAAUUUCUUUGGCAUUGUCUAUGGGUAUCUCUUCUUCAAUUUAUUCUCUUUGAAUUUCUCCCCAUUAUCCAGGAACUAGACCUGUCACUGUUACCUAACUCAUUGAUUUGUUGCCACCUCUCUUGAUUUUGUAUUUUUACUUUUAUUUUUGAUCAAUGGCUUCUUAAUAAACUUUUCUGGAAUUGGGUGUCUUUUCUUUAAAGUUUCAUUUUUGUUCUGAGCUUGAUUAAUUAUGGUGCCGUUCUCAUAUGCAUCAGUAAAUAAGUAUGAACGGAUCUG